AUGAAUCUAAUAAUUGGUAAUGUCGAUGUUAGAUCAAAAUCUUACUAUGAUGCUCUUUCUGCCCAACUGAAACUGAAAAAGGAUCUAUUCGCGGAUUAUGAUCCAAAUGUAGCACAGAUUCGAACCAAGCAUGGAACUGGCACAGUUCCAGAAACUGACCGAUUCAAUUACACUGUCUUUUUGUAUUAUUUGAAGUUGAUUGAAGUUAAAGAACCUGAAGACAAAGUCACAUUUGUUCUUGACAUAAUGGAGUAUUGGUAUGAUGCUCGUCUGGUUUGGGAUCCAAAGAAUUACUCUGGUGUUGCUACGCUUUAUGUUGCCCAGUCGGAAGUCUGGUCACCUGGAUUACAAGCCUUUGGAAUACACGAUAUAGUCGAUUUUCGAAAUUCGGACUUUCGAACAAUUUCUGUAGAUUAUACGGGUUACAUUUGGGAUUAUUUAUCUUUGAAAAUAUCGACAGUGUGCAUUGUAGAUAUCGACUUGUUUCCAUUUGACGUGCAAAAAUGUCAAAUUCGAAUUGAUCUACCCUCAUUCUAUAGUGACGAAAUAAAAAUCAUAAAUGAAGUGUACGAAGGGAUAAGAACUUCGGAUAAAUUAGCAACAAUGGGCAACUCCGAAUGGAUUAUAAGAAAUCUCACAAGUCGAAUUGAAAAAAUUAUUUACAACGAUUCAUACGGAACAAUGGAUUUGGCAGUGUUUGAAGUUAUAAUGAGAAGAAAUGCAAUGUAUUAUUUCUACAUGAUCAUUGCCCCUUCAUUUACUAUUAAUUUAUUGUCAGUUUUCGGAGUUUUCAUGAAAAACACUGAUUUAAUGGCAAGAUUAACUGUCGGCCUCACCAAUAUAAUGACAAUGACAUUUAUUCUUGGAGUGAUGGCUGACAAAAUUCCCAAAACCAGCAGUAUCCCUUUAUUAGGAAUUUAUAUCCUUAUCAACUUGAUUAUUAUGCUAAUUGCUGUAUGUGUAACUUGCAAUAUUGGAUCUCAACGAAAAUGGCUGAAAUCGUUUCAAAAGCCAUCUCCGCUAAGAAUUUCUUCAGCGUCUUAUGGAUAUCAAUUCAAAUCUCCUCCGAGAUUUAACUAUACCACUUUUUUAUAUGACAUAAAGCUCAUUGAUGUGAGUGAGCCGGAAGAAAAAGUUACAUUCGUAAUGGAACUCAUGGAAGAAUGGUUUGACCCGCGGCUUCUAUGGAACCCAAGCGAAUUUCAAGGGAUCACAAGCAUGUACGUCACAGAAACUAGAGUCUGGUCACCAGGACUACAAGCAUUUUCAAUACAUGAUAUGACCGAUUUCCGUGAUAGUGAUUUUCGUUUAGUCAUGAUCACAAAUUUCGGAAGGAUCUCGACCUAUAUGUCAUUAAAGAUUUCGACAACUUGUUCAAUGGAUAUAGCCGAAUUUCCGUUCGAUGAGCAGAUAUGCCAAAUAAGACUCUGCAUACCACUAUUCAAUAGAGAUGAAGUGCAGCUCAUCAACGAAAUUUAUCAAGGAAUUCUAAAGGCUAACAAAAUUUCCAAAAUGGGAAAUGCUGAAUGGGUCGUAAAGAAUUUGUCAGGAAAAGUGGAAACGCUGGAAUAUGACGACGAUUUUGGAAGUCUUGAAUUGUCGAUAUUCGAAGUUAGAAUAAAACGGAAUCCAAUGUACUACAUCUAUAUGAUAAUCAUACCGUCGUUUAUUAUUAAUUUUCUUUCCAUUAUUGGAGUUCUUAUGAAAGGAGCCGAUUUAAUGUCAAGGCUAACUGUGGGGCUUACAAAUAUUAUGACAAUGACAUUCAUAAUGGGGGUCAUUGCCGACCAGAUCCCAAAAGCUGGAACAAUUCCACUACUUGGAAUUUAUAUUCUCGCAAAUUUGGUUAUUGUUUUGAUUGCCACUGCAAUAACAGCUUCAAUGGUUAAAGUGAAGGAAUUCAUUCUGCUUCACGUAGUCGACAAAAAAUCAUUUUUGACGUAA
Messenger RNA from Caenorhabditis bovis, 1944 nucleotides. Lineage: Eukaryota; Metazoa; Nematoda; Chromadorea; Rhabditida; Rhabditidae. The record is from the annotation of a GenBank genome assembly.